Messenger RNA from Salvelinus sp. IW2-2015, 323 nucleotides. RefSeq names its product large neutral amino acids transporter small subunit 4-like. The record is from RefSeq and is a predicted model, not a curated record. NCBI's taxonomy places the organism in Eukaryota, Metazoa, Chordata, Actinopteri, Salmoniformes, Salmonidae. Gene Ontology annotation, biological process: neutral amino acid transport. Gene Ontology annotation, molecular function: L-amino acid transmembrane transporter activity; neutral L-amino acid transmembrane transporter activity.
UCUCCACAGUCAGUUUGUACUCCUCUAUCUUCGGCAUGCUGCAGCUACUGUGUCUGAUGACGACUCCUGUGAUUGGUCAGAUUAUGGACUGGAAGCUGAAGGACUGUGAAGAUGCAGAGGGGGAGGAGGAACCGUGCAGCAAGGACCAGCUCAAGGCCAAGCCCAGAGACAGACAGAUCCAGAAGGUGACCAAUGCAAUGCGAGCGUUCAUCCUGACCAACGUCCUAUUGGUGGGAUUCGGCAUCACCUGCCUGGUGCCCAACCUCCCACUGCAGGUAAGUGCUCCAUCCAGCUAUCAAUCAAACUAGUCGCCGCCUCCUCAC